Messenger RNA from Nannospalax galili (Upper Galilee mountains blind mole rat), 1678 nucleotides. It is a transcript of the gene Btnl10, whose product is annotated as butyrophilin like 10. Gene Ontology annotation, cellular component: external side of plasma membrane. The transcript is spliced from 6 exons. The record is from RefSeq and is a predicted model, not a curated record. NCBI's taxonomy places the organism in Eukaryota, Metazoa, Chordata, Mammalia, Rodentia, Spalacidae. Gene Ontology annotation, biological process: regulation of cytokine production; T cell receptor signaling pathway. Gene Ontology annotation, molecular function: signaling receptor binding. Bases 1 to 1602 code for a protein of 533 amino acids.
AUGUCAAGGCCACACUGUGGAGAUGCCUCUCUGCCAAGCUGCUUGGUCACCUUUGUCUUCCUGCAGUUUCUGCCUGCUGGGAAUGGGAAAGCCGAUUUCCGUGUCCUGGGACCUCCUGACCCUCUUCUGGCUCUAGUGGGCCAAGACAAAGAGUUGCCAUGCAAACUGUCACCCAACAUCAGCGCCGAGGGCAUGGAGCUGAGGUGGUACAGGGACCAGCCCUCCCCAGCUGUGCACGUGUACAGGAAUGGGAAGGAUGUGUGGGAAGAACAGAUGGAGGCCUACCGGGGAAGGACAACACUUACCACCGACCAUGUGGCCAGGGGCGAGGCCGCCGUAAGGAUACACAACGUCACCCUGUUUGAUAACGGGACAUAUCACUGUAUCUUCAAGGAGCACACGUCCUACAGCCAGGCCACCCUGUGGCUGAGGGUGGCAGGGUUGGGUUCAGCACCCAGAAUCCACGUGAUUGAGACCCAAGACAAUGGCAUCCAGGGAGAGUGCACCUCAGCUGGAUGGUUCCCGGAGCCCAAGGUGGAGUGGCAGGACCUCAGAGGACGGAAGGUGCCUGCUGUGACCCACUUCUCAGCCUCAGCCACCGGCCUUUUGGCUGUGACAUCCACUGUGGCACCCCAGGAUGGGGCUGUGGAGGGCCUGACUUGCUCCAUCUCCAACCCUCUCCUCCCGGGGAGGAAGGUGGCUAAGAGCCACCUGCCUGCCCCCCUGUCUGAAAGGUCUCUGUCCAUGGAAAGGGGACCAGUUCUGCCUUUGAUCCUCAUUGCACUGGGGCUUGUAACUGCUGCGAUUGCCUGUGUCUUUGGGAAACGUCAGAGGGACCAGCAUAAGUCAAGCCCGGAAGGUGAGGCAGAGCGAGGAGGAAGUGAGCAGAGCGAGCUGGCUGGUGGGGCCGAGGCUGAGCGCUUCCACGUGAGCCUGUCCCUGGACCCUGACACCGCAAGCCCCAAACUCUUGGUGUCUGAGGAUCAGAAAAGUGUGAAACGACUGCUCUUCGACCAGGACUUGCUUCCCAACUCCAGGAGAUUUGAGCGCGACCCCUGUGUCCUGGCUCAGGAGCGGUUCUGGUCAGGGAGACAUUACUGGGAAGUAGAGGUGGGGGACAGGAGGGCCUGGAUUCUGGGUGUGUGUCUGGAGAGUUUGGGACGCGAGGAAAGGAUCCCCAAGUCCCCUCAGCAUGGCCUCUGGGCGGUGGAGCUUUACAAGAAGAAACUCCGGGCUCUCUCCUACCCCAGGACUCGCCUCUCUCCUCUCCAGCCCCUCCGGCGGGUGGGCAUCUUCCUAGACUGUGAGGCUGGGGAGAUCUCCUUCCACAACAUCACAAACGGCUCCCUGGUCUACACAUUCUCUGGACUAUCUUUUCCUGGUCCCUUGCAGCCAUUCUUUUGUCUUUGGACCCAUGACCCCAACCCCUUGACCAUCUGCUCAGUGGUCACAGAGACCCAGGAAGACACAGUAUCCUCUGGAGUGUACAGUUUGGUUAGUGUUGGUCAGUAUAUACAAUCAUAUAAUAGCACCAUCAGGAGAACUAAUACUUUCUCCCUGAAAGUUCGCUUAAAUCUGCUGGAAUUGGACUCCUGUCUGUAGCUCACCUGGACCACCACUGAGCCUCAUACAGCUUCCACUUUGAUUCUCAUCCCAUUCUUGGUCUUGAUUUGAAGUA